Molecule: messenger RNA, 1785 nt
Organism: Oryza brachyantha (malo sina)
Lineage: Eukaryota; Viridiplantae; Streptophyta; Magnoliopsida; Poales; Poaceae
Product: protein CLT2, chloroplastic-like
Exons: 10
Coding region: 33-1310 (425 amino acids)
Source: RefSeq, a predicted model, not a curated record
ACCCCCGCGAAAUCUUCAAACCCACCAACGCCAUGUCCAUCUCGCUGCUCCUCUCCUCGCCGCCGCUGCCGCCGCCUCUCCUCCUCGGCCGUGGCACCCGACGGAGCGCGGCGUCCCUCCAGCUCCAAACCUCUCCCCCGUCUCCCCUCCGCGUGAGCCUCGCCGCCGCCCGUUGGGAUGGUGGCAGGAGGUGGUGGCGCGUCGAGGCGCCGCAGGCCACGACGCGCGCGCGGGCGGCUGCCAGGGCUGGAAUUUCGGGGGGAGGAGGCGAUGGUGAGGGUGGGGAUGGGACGGGGAUCGCCGCGGCGGCGGCGGUUACGGUGGCGCUCGCGGUGAUGAACCGGGUGCUGUACAAGCUGGCGCUCGUGCCCAUGAGGAAUUACCCGUUCUUCCUCGCCCAAGUCACCACCUUUGGGUAUGUUAUAGUAUAUUUCUCUAUUCUUUUUAUAAGAUAUCAUGCUGGUAUUGUCAGUAAAGAAAUGCUAGCACUUCCAAAAUCACGCUUCAUGUUAAUUGGCUUACUAGAAGCAUUAGGCGUUGCUUCAGGCAUGGCUGCUGCAGCUAUGUUGCCAGGGCCUUCUAUCCCAGUGUUGUCUCAGUCUUUUCUAGUUUGGCAGCUUAUCUUAUCUGUCCUCAUUUUGGGAAGGAAAUACAGAGCAAAUCAAAUAUUUGGGUGCUUGCUUGUCACAAUAGGGGUAAUUCUAGCAGUGACAAGUGGAGCAAACAGUGGUCCACUUCUAUCUGAUGUCAAGUUGCUCUGGCCAGCAGUGUUGAUGGCUUCGUCUGCAUGCCAUGCUGGUGCAUCUAUAAUCAAGGAAUUUGUUUUUAUCGAUGGUGCAAAACGUCUUGAGGGACAGCGACCUGACAUAUUUGUGGUCAACUCCUUUGGGUCAGGUUUUCAGGCUCUGUUUGUUUUCCUACUCCUUCCGUUUCUGUCUAACUUAAAAGGCAUCCCGUUGACUGAGCUUCCUGCAUACAUAAACCGUGGUGCAGCGUGCUUUCUGAAUAUUGGAGGUAAUCUGAAGGAUUGCCAUGGAGCUCCUUUGCUGCCACUGCUCUUCAUAGCUGUGAACAUGGCCUUCAACAUUUCUGUUCUAAAUCUGGUGAAGAUGUCUACUGCACUGGUUGCUUCGCUCACAGCAACUUUAGCAGUACCUCUUUCCAUAUAUGUCUUGUCCCUACCUCUGCCAUAUAUUCCUGGUGGGACAAAUUUAAGCACAUCGUUUUUGGCUGGUGCCUCCAUCUUAGUGGUUGGGUUACUUAUAUACAAUCUUCCUCAAAAAUCAGCUGAUCGAAUGAAGACAGACUAAUCUAUACCAAGUAUAAGGAUGACAGGAUUUGAUGUUCCUGAAUAUAAAUACUGUAAUUCCGUUUCAUUUACCAACAGCAAAAUUUUGUGCAGAACUUCUCAAAGAGUGCCGCGCUACUGCGAUUCUGCAGGCUAUCCUGUGAUACUUUCAAUCAGAUAGGGCCUAGUUUCACGAACUAAGGAACUCUGCCUUCGUUUUUGUCUUUUGUUUUGUGACACAACUACGUUUGACCUUUCAUGGUACAGUGUGUAUACGGAGUACCCUGUUUUUUGUAGUUGCUUCUUGUUUUGUCUUUGGCAGGAGUUGUACAGUGUGUCUGAUAGGUCUGUGCUAUUUCUAUGACUGGGUCAAGCCAGGGGAAGUUUCAUAGUCCUAAUCUAACGAGUGCCCUGACUUCUCGCUUGGGGCAGGUACAAUAGCAGGCUAUAAGAGCAGGUACAAUAGCAGGCUAUAAGCUAGUUAUAAGCAUAUUUUA